AGCGAAACGGGACCGGAACACCGGGUACAGCCGGCGCGUGCAGGGGAAAAUGGGACAUUUAUCUCACAACUUUUUUUCACUAAGAACAAUUUAAGACGGAUCAAUGGCAUGGCUGUCGACGCUGCCUCCAGCUUUAGUUUCUGCCGCCCUGCAGUAGAGUACAAGGCACUUCCAGAUGACUUUAAGUACCAGCUGAGCCGCUGCACGGGUGAAAAUCUUACCUGGCAUGAGUGUCGUGGGAACAGAACAGCAGGUGGUCGAACUGUCAAACUCCUACAGCAACCAGGAACCGAGGCCUCGCAGCUUCACACAGGGAAUGCAUACUCUGUUUACCACACUAGUCCCACCCUGCCAAGUCUGUCUAGGCCAGUGGUUCUCUGGUCCCAGCAGGACGUAUGUCGGUGGUUAAAGAAACACUGUCCUCACAACUACCUGACCUACGUGGAGGCUUUUUCCCACCAUGCAAUUACAGGCCGAGCUUUGUUAAGGCUGAAUGGCGAAAAGUUGGAGAGGAUGGGUCUUGUACAGGAAACUCUCAGACAAGAGCUUCUUCAGCAGAUUCUGCAACUGCAAGUCCAGGAAGAAAGGCGCAACCUCCAGCUCCUUAGCAGAGGGACUUUUGGGAACCUGUCAUAGCUACAGACAUGCGUGGGCAGCUCUUCCAGGCUCAGUACGCUGUGAGAGGUCAUUGAGGCAUGGGGCCACAGGCUGUGUGAGUGCAAAAACAGACCACUGUCUUGGACUGCCACAGGCUACUGAGGCUUUGGCAGAGCUUUCAGCAUCAGCACCUGAACCUUUAUGUACAUCUCAGAUUCCAGAUGAGCAUAGACUGAAUCAGCAGCGACAAGGAGAAUAAAUAAUCUAACCAGAAUCUCCCCCUGAGAGUGGUGUAAAUCUACUCCAGAAUGUUGUUUCUGUUAGAGUACGAGGUUCCAAAUCUUUAACCAGGAGUGCUGGGAAAUACUGGUUUUUCUGAUGACCUGAAACUGUUUUCCUCUGUGGGAUUAUUUUUCAUUUCCAAGACAACAAGUAAUUUUGUUCACAAAGACUAUGUAGGUGAUUUUCCUCCUGACAAUAUUUCACUGUAAUAAUCUUACAGAAGACAAAUUUCAGCUAGGAGUGUAAUUGCACAAACGUUAAACAAGCAGCAAGCCUGGACAUGCCUCUUAAAGUUAUCUUAUCUAACCGUCAGAUUGAUAAUGUGAGACAGCUCGAGAGAAAGAUGAAGUGAUGAAAACAAGCUCAUCAAGACUUCACAUUGUUCAACGCUUACAGAAUUUAAUGUUGUGCCGAAAAAAUACUGCAAAGGAAAUGAAAGGUAUUUUUCCAAUACUUUUGUUACACACAAAUGUGGGCUGUUCCUGACUAUUUGUCACCUUGAUGACGCUUUGAGCUUUACCUGGGGACAUUUAAGCAUAACACAAAUUCCACAGUAUAAAAGUUUGACAUUCUAUCCAUACUUGCAUUAUGAAUGUUCAUAAACUUUUUUUUAACUGGCUUUUCAAAAUCUGUACUGUCUUUUAAAAAACAUUCUAGUUUAUCCGUCACCCUUUGGCCUGAGGACACGUGUCUUUAAUGCCAUUUUACAUUCUGAUUUUUGCCUAAUGUUUGCAUGUUUCAUAUUAAUUUUUUAAGUUAUAUUAUAAAAUAUGUAAAUGUAAUAUGAUGUAGCUCUAAAAAUUGUAAUUAGUUUCCCACUUUAUUUGUGUCUGUUAUCAUUUACCUCAAAUCUCUAAUGUGUGAGUUUUUAUGUAUGUUGUGUAGUAAUUACACUGAUUUGAUUGAGCUGUGUGACAAAUACAGUAUACUGUAUGUAAGUAUUACUUGUUCAGUAAUAUGUGCCAACACUACCUCAUUGCUGGUUCUUCAUGUUGAUUCUUUUUUGUAUAUUAAUUUGUAUAUGACUCAGAUUAUUGUGUGUAGUCUACAGGUCUGAUAGGCAGACUGUUACUUUUUGAACAUACUGUAUCAUGGUGUAGCCUACUGAAAUAAUAUAAUAAGCAAAUCUUAAAUCUGA
Messenger RNA from Clarias gariepinus (North African catfish), 2017 nucleotides. It is a transcript of the gene samd10a, whose product is annotated as sterile alpha motif domain containing 10a. The transcript is spliced from 5 exons. Gene Ontology annotation, molecular function: protein binding. NCBI's taxonomy places the organism in Eukaryota, Metazoa, Chordata, Actinopteri, Siluriformes, Clariidae. Bases 109 to 636 code for a protein of 175 amino acids. Gene Ontology annotation, biological process: cell surface receptor protein tyrosine kinase signaling pathway. The record is from RefSeq and is a predicted model, not a curated record. Gene Ontology annotation, cellular component: cytoplasmic side of plasma membrane.